Molecule: messenger RNA, 1547 nt
Organism: Erigeron canadensis
Lineage: Eukaryota; Viridiplantae; Streptophyta; Magnoliopsida; Asterales; Asteraceae
Exons: 8
Coding region: 136-1341 (401 amino acids)
Biological process (GO): collagen metabolic process
Molecular function (GO): oxidoreductase activity, acting on paired donors, with incorporation or reduction of molecular oxygen; L-ascorbic acid binding; iron ion binding
Source: RefSeq, a predicted model, not a curated record
AUAAAAAGAAGAAUUCUCAAUUAAGUGUGUGACUAAAGGAAAAAACAAAAAUAUAGGGGUUAGAUUGUCACUACACAAAACAACAUCCAUCUAUUUUGUUAUGUAAUCCCCCGCCGGGAAAUCCAUUCACCAUCAAUGGCGGCGACGGCGGAAUCCGAUCACCCACGUCUCAUUCUCCACAACUUUCUCUCCCCUGAUCUCUGUAAGGAACUUGAAUUUAUACAUAAAAGUUGCAGCACAAUUGGAUACAGACAAAAUGUGUUUUCAACCACACUUUCUCAUCUUAUUGCCACCAAUUCUUCUCAUUUAAUACUUCCCUUUAUUCCCAUUAGAGAGAAGCUUAAAGAGAAAGUGGAAGAAUUUUUCGGUUGCGAGUAUGAGCUUUUUGUCGAAUUCACCGGGUUGAUCAGUUGGACCAAAGGUGCAAGCAUCGGCUGGCAUAGUGAUGAUAACAGGCCAUAUCUCAAGCAACGUGACUAUGCGGCAGUGUGUUAUUUGAAUAGUUACGGUGUGGAUUUUGGUGGCGGUCUUUUUCACUUCCAGGACGGUGAACCUACAACCUUCGUCCCUAUGGCUGGUGAUGCUCUAAUAUACACUGCUGACAGUCGGAACAUUCACUCCGUGGAAGAGAUAACAGAUGGAGAAAGGCUCACCCUUACGUUGUGGUUUAGCCGUGAUAAAUCUCAUGAUGAAGAUAUCAAGCUCAUUUCAUUUCUAAGUAAGCGGCAGUUUGAUAUUUCUGACACCAGUUCAAAUCGAUACCUGCCAUCGCCAGCCUCACAAAACAUGUACUGGUUUCCGCCUGAACAUUCUUCAACUUAUGAGUCAGGAUUUGAUAUACGUUGUGCGAGACUACAUGUUUUAGGAUAUGAACUUUAUUCUGCAAAUGCAAGGUCCAUUGCCGAUGAACAUUCAUCAUGGGAUAUCUCUGACAUUCUUCUUGAAUCGCUACGUUUGGCACGAGGAAAUGACUUAUUUGACAAAGAAUAUGUCCAUGUAUCACAUGCGCUUCAGGUGGUUCAGUUUUACCAUUGGAAGGCAACCGAAUUGCAAAUAUCGAAUUCCAAAAUGGAUACCGUUAAAGUGAUACCAAUAUCUGCAUCACAGGAGGAUGACAUUUCCCGUUUGAAGCUUCAAGCUAUAAAGGAUCAACAUUUAGCAGAAGCUAUAUUCCUGUAUGGAACUCGUGGUGAGAGUGUGGAGCAUGAUUGGGUGAGUUUUUCUAACAUUAUUGAUUUAUGGGAGGCAUAUACGAGUAAGUUGUGGCAUAAUAUGGUUUUGAGCUUACCACAUUGGAUAGAAAAUCAAUCUAUUUUCUAUGAACCCAAUGGCGGAGCUUGAACUAUUAUGGUUUUCUCUUUAUUAAUUUUGUGUUUGAUAUUUAAUUAGACAAUAUUUGUAUUAGACAAUCUUUAUAUGGAACUUAAUCAUUAUAAAUAUUCAGUCCAACCCCGAAUUUGGAGGCACUGGAUGAGAAAAUGGACGGUCCGAUUUUACAAUGGAACUUUUUAGUAUCUAACCCAGAUAUAGACUAGGUUCAUUGAGUA